CAUUAAUACCGGUGGGCGAACGAAAUCCCUUCAUGCACGCAGAGUCAAAAUUUCCCCCCGCAAUGAUGAGACAAAGACAUCAAAACACUUAAUCCGCUCAAAGAAGAGCGAGAGAGAAAGCAAAGGAUGGGAGGGAGCAGCAGAUGGCCAGAAAGACGUCAAUCCUGCUCAUUCUUCCCGGGACAAAAACGAGGCAAGAGACAGAUGAUUACAAGGGACACUGACGUAAUUGUGGGGACCCUGGACGUCACAGAGGCGCUUAAAGGAGCUGUAUUAAGAUGACUACUGGAGGAAUGAGGUGAUUCUUUAGCGAUUGAUAAAAGACAUCGGCCAAACAGUUGAUGGAGUCCAGCUGUUUAAUUACACCUCAGGCUUUAUAGUCUUUAAUCAUUCACAGGGAACUAACAAUUAUUGACAGACCCGGGUUGGCGUGUUCCUGCUAACUUUUGUUCAGAUAAGACAUGCACACUUGAACUUUUUCAUUAAAAAGUUUCACCACACUGCCCUCUCUAGCUGACGGGACGGUAGUGUCCUGCGUCCUCGCGUCCAGUCCUGUCCUGUCCUAAGUGAGAAUGCACAGGUGAGCACAAAACCCCCUUUAAGUGCUUUUAUGACCUCUUAUCUGUUCAGUUUAAACUGUCACAUCCACUCCCAUUUCCUCUUAAUACUGGGAAUUAACCAAAACCCUUUACACUAAAUAAACAAUGAUCAAUCUGCGAUAUGCAAACUUAUAUACUAUAUGUUUUCCUCUCGGGGCAGAAGUCGGGGGGUCCCCUGUCCUCUGAGAUCAAAGGCAUAUGGCUGGCAUAGCCAUGUGAGAUUUACCAUCAGUUUAUCCUCCUUCAUUUCCUGAAAACAAGUUUGUUAUCAUUUUUCCUUUUCGUACUUGAAUGACUCAUGGAUUCUCUGUCGCUCUCUCAUGCGUACAGUAUAAAUACAAGUUUACGGGGACAUGUCUUCUGUGUAGACCAUCUUUGCAUCUGGAGGUCUUGGAGACAUCACCAUUCAAGUUUUUUGGAUUUUUUUUUUACAUAAACUGGAGUUAGCCUCUUAGUUUUUAUUUAUCGUUCACAUUCAAGUCAGUUUUAAAGUUUAUCAUUGGAGAUAUUUUAUUUUUGAGCGUAUUUUUACUUUUGGAGACCAUCCAUUUGUGUUGAUGGCCACCUGCUCGGCUCUCUCAAUCAUGCUUUUUACCCGUUUUUUCUUUUUUUUUGCUCUGUUUCCUCCUCUUCGUUGGUGUAUGUAUGUUCCUGUACAGAACGUGCUUCUGCCGUUUAGCACGCAAGUCAGGGAACGCUUGCUCUACACAGAUAACAGAAGGCACGGGAUGUUCCUUGAAAUCAAACCUGACGGCUCCGUUAAAGGGUCUCCUGAAAAGAACCGCAGCUGUGUGAUGAAGCUGCUUUCAGUGAAAGCGGGCGAGACGGUCAUCCAGAGCGUGGCUACAUCUCUCUUCCUCUGCGUGGAUGAUAAAGACAACUUGAAAGGACAGCCACAUUACACUGAAGGAGACUGUACCUUUCAGGAAUUGCUGAUGGCAGAUGGAUAUUCUUUCUUCCUUUCUCCACACACUAAGGGUCCUGUGUCGCUACUCUCUGGGCAGAAACACGGUGCUCCACUUUAUCGGUUCCUUCCUGUUAUGAAUACUCAGUUGGCAAUGGUGGGGAAAGGAGAGGACAGCCAGAUUCCGGAGCUGAAACAGUAUAUUAAAGACAUAAACCUGGACUCUGACGACCUACUAGGAAUUGGUCAGUCACAUAUUCAGACUGUCUUCAGUCCCAGUCUGCAUACUAGGAAAUGAGGACUGGAGGACAUUCUUUAUGGAGGCAUGCUUUACAUUAUCACUGGACUGCAAAGUUUAAAAUGUUUUGUUACUGUAUUUGUCUUUGCGUAAAACUGUAUUUAUUUGAAUUUAUUUAUUUAUUUGCUAUGGUCUACAAUUAUUUAA
This is a messenger RNA of Puntigrus tetrazona (Sumatra barb), 1948 nucleotides long. RefSeq names its product fibroblast growth factor 21 (gene fgf21). The record is from RefSeq and is a predicted model, not a curated record. Bases 1157 to 1801 code for a protein of 214 amino acids. NCBI's taxonomy places the organism in Eukaryota, Metazoa, Chordata, Actinopteri, Cypriniformes, Cyprinidae. Gene Ontology annotation, cellular component: cytoplasm. Gene Ontology annotation, biological process: cell differentiation; fibroblast growth factor receptor signaling pathway; positive regulation of cell population proliferation. The transcript is spliced from 4 exons. Gene Ontology annotation, molecular function: growth factor activity; fibroblast growth factor receptor binding.